AUGUCGGGUGUGGGACCGCUCGAUAUACCCAUUAGGAAGAAAAGCGCUGAGCUUUAUCUACAUGACUAUGAUCUGGAUGAUGAUCUCUCCGUUGCAACUCCCCCGGUCAACAAGAAUUUGAUUGACGUGGAUGAUCCAGUAGAUGCUCUCAGCGCCAACCGAGAACAGACACGUUUCGUUGCUGCUGGAUGUCGGGGAAUAUUGAAAGUGUUCAAAAUGGACGACGAGGGCUUUAUGCAAGUCACCGAUUUGCGAUCAGCGAGAAGUCGUCGUCUGAAUCUUUUGUAUUCACCGAGCAAUGUUGCAUGGAGCAAAUUGAAAGACGAGCUAAUUGCCACUACAUCCAAUAAUGGGGCUGUUGUUCUAUGGGAUGUCAAUAAAGGAAGGAUUGAAAUGCAUUAUAAGUCGCAUCAACGCUCAGCUACUGUUGUCCAUUUCCAUCGAUCAAACGAAAAUCUGCUGAUAAGUGGAUCGAGAGAUGCAGCCGUGAUCUUGUACGACUUGCGAGAGGCAGAGCCCAUCAAAAAAUUUGGGUGAGC
Cylicostephanus goldi is the source of this 539-nucleotide messenger RNA. NCBI's taxonomy places the organism in Eukaryota, Metazoa, Nematoda, Chromadorea, Rhabditida, Strongylidae. The record is from the annotation of a GenBank genome assembly.